GCCACCUGCUGCAAUCCCGGCCCCCCGCGCGCGCCUGCUCCCCGCCACCAUGAACCACGCGCCGCUCAAGACCGCCCUGGCGUACGAAUGCUUCCAGGACCAGGACAACUCCACCCUGGCGCUGCCGUCCGAUCAGAAGAUGAAGACGGGCACGUCGGGCCGGCAGCGCGUGCAGGAGCAAGUGAUGAUGACCGUCAAGCGCCAGAAGUCCAAGUCUUCCCAGUCAUCCACCCUGAGCCACUCCAACCGAGGUUCUAUGUAUGAUGGCUUGGCUGACAAUUACAACAACUAUGGGACCACCAGCAGGAGCAGCUACUACUCCAAGUUCCAAGCAGGAAAUGGUUCGUGGGGAUAUCCGAUCUACAACGGAACCCUCAAAAGGGAGCCCGACAACAGGCGCUUCAGCUCCUACAGCCAGACGGAGAACUGGAGCCGGCAAUAUCCCCGGGGAAGCUGCGCUACCACCGGUGCGGGCAGCGACAUCUGCUUCAUGCAGAAAAUCAAGGCCAGCCGCAGCGAGCCUGACCUCUACUGCGACCCGAGGGGCACCUUGCGUAAGGGCACACUGGGCAGUAAGGGCCACAAAACCACCCAGAACCGCUAUAGCUUUUACAGUACCUGCAGUGGUCAGAAGGCUGUCAAGAAGUGCCCUGUGCGCCCGCCCUCUUGUACCUCCAAGCAGGACCCGGUGUAUGGGCCACCCAUCUCCUGCAACAAGGACCUGUCCUUCGGCCACUCGAGGGCCAGCUCUAAGAUCUGCAGUGAGGACAUCGAGUGCAGUGGGCUGACCAUCCCCAAGGCCGUGCAGUACCUUACCUCCCAGGAUGAGAAGUACCAGGCCAUUGGAGCCUAUUACAUCCAGCAUACCUGCUUCCAGGAUGAAUCUGCCAAACAGCAGGUAUAUCAGCUGGGAGGCAUCUGCAAGCUGGUGGAUCUCCUUCGCAGCCCCAACCAGAAUGUCCAGCAGGCUGCCGCUGGGGCCCUGCGUAACCUGGUGUUCAGGAGUACCACCAAUAAGCUGGAGACCCGGAGGCAGAAUGGGAUCCGUGAGGCCGUCAACCUCCUAAGGAGAACCGGGAGUACUGAGAUCCAGAAACAACUAACCGGGCUGCUCUGGAACCUGUCUUCUACUGAUGAGCUGAAGGAAGAGCUGGUGUCCGAUGCGCUGCCUGUUCUGACCGACCGGGUCAUCAUUCCCUUCUCUGGCUGGUGUGAUGGCAACAGCAACAUGUCCCGUGAAAUGGUGGAUCCUGAGGUCUUCUUCAAUGCCACAGGCUGCCUGAGGAACCUGAGCUCUGCUGAUGCAGGCCGCCAGACCAUGCGGAACUACUCAGGGCUCAUUGACUCCCUCGUGGCCUAUGUCCAGAACUGUGUGGCAGCCAGCCGCUGUGAUGACAAGUCUGUGGAGAACUGCAUGUGUAUCCUGCACAACCUCUCUUACCGCCUGGAUGCCGAGGUCCCCACCCGCUACCGCCAGCUUGAGUACACCGCCCGCAAUGCCUACACUGAGAAGUCCUCCACUGGCUGCUUUAGCAACAGGGGCGACAAGAUGAUGAACAACAACUAUGACUGCCCCCUUCCUGAGGAAGAGACCAACCCCAAGGGCAGCAGCUGGCUCUAUCACUCAGAUGCCAUCCGCACCUACCUGAACCUCAUGGGCAAAAGCAAGAAAGAUGCCACCCUGGAGGCCUGCGCGGGUGCCCUGCAGAACCUGACUGCCAGCAAGGGACUGAUGUCCAGUGGCAUGAGCCAGCUGAUUGGACUGAAGGAAAAAGGCCUGCCACAAAUUGCCCGCCUUCUGCAAUCUGGCAACUCUGAUGUGGUGCGAUCCGGGGCCUCCCUCCUGAGCAACAUGUCCCGCCAUCCUGUGCUGCACAGAGCGAUGGGGAACCAGGUGUUCCCAGAGGUGACCAGGCUCCUCACCACCCACACCGGCAACACCAACAACUCAGAAGAUAUCUUGUCCUCCGCCUGCUACACCGUGAGGAACUUGAUGGCCUCCCAGCCCCAGAUGGCCAAGCAGUACUUCUCCAGCAACAUGCUCAACAAUGUCGUCAACCUGUGCCGCAGCAGUGCCUCACCCAAGGCUGCGGAGGCUGCGCGGCUCCUCCUGUCGGAUAUGUGGUCCAGCAAGGAGCUGCAGGGUGUUCUCAGACAGCAAGGCUUUGACAGGAAUAUGCUAGGAAGCCUGGCUGGAGCCAACAACUUUAGGAACUUUACCUCCCGGUUCUAAGAAAAGAUGGUUGAAGCAAGUUUGGCUUGCAGAAAGAUACAACCCAGCUGAGAAGACUUGGGCCUCGAUGAUGGGUUAUUCUCUCCAGCCUGUGCAGUAUUUGAAAAAGUUCAAAUGCAACCAAGAGCGAACCUGAA
Molecule: messenger RNA, 2370 nt
Organism: Dipodomys spectabilis (banner-tailed kangaroo rat)
Lineage: Eukaryota; Metazoa; Chordata; Mammalia; Rodentia; Heteromyidae
Gene: Pkp1
Product: plakophilin 1
Exons: 14
Coding region: 50-2233 (727 amino acids)
Biological process (GO): intermediate filament bundle assembly; cell-cell adhesion; cell-cell junction assembly
Cellular component (GO): plasma membrane; cytoplasm; adherens junction
Molecular function (GO): cadherin binding
Source: RefSeq, a predicted model, not a curated record